CAUUCGCAUUCACAUCCCCAUCCGAGUCCAUGGCGCAGUUGGAGCAGCAGCUGGAGCAGCAUGUGCCCCAGAUGACCAUCAAUGCCAGCACGCAGGAGCUGGCCGCGUUGAUCGACGCCCAUUUGGGUGCACUGCGUGCGCCGGCGCCCGCCUGGCGUGUGGCCGACUCGCCGAUAUCGGGGCGUGGCGUGUUCGCCGUGCGCAACAUUGAGAAGGGCGAGGAGCUGUUCCGCGAGCACACGCUCCUGGUGGGACCGACGGCGCAUCGUGGCCGCAAUUUGCGCACCUGCAUCCACUGCUACCACCAGCCACCGGGCGAGAGCGAGGAGUCGGCGCUCUGCAGCGCCGGCUGCGGCCUGCCCGUCUGUCCGGACUGUGCGCCCUCUGAACGGCACGCCGUCGAGUGCCAGCUGUUCCGUAAAUGGCAGCCCAAGCACCUGGACAUCAUUGAGCCGCGCGCCCUGCGCAUCCUCAGCGUGGUGCGCUGCUUCUUCCUCGACGAGCGGCAGCGCCAGCUGCUCUACGCGAUGCAGGCGAACACGGAUCGCUACUACAUGCGCGAGGUGCAGCGGGCCGCCGAGUGCUUCGAGCACUUUCCGCGCGACCCGGACAUGCUCGACUACUUCUAUCGCACGGUCUGCGCCUUCAAUACGAACGCCUUCGAGAGCCGCUGCCACAUCGAUGGCCAGGAGGUGGUGACGCGCGCCCUCUUCCCGCUGGCCGGCCUGCUCAACCACCAGUGCACGCCGAAUGCGGCGCACCACUUUGAGGAUGGCGAGACCAUCGUGGUCACGGCCACCGAGCGCAUCCCGGCGGGCGCCGAGAUCACCAUGUCCUACACGAAGCUCCUCUGGUCCACGCUCGCGCGCAAAAUCUUUCUCGGCAUGACGAAGCACUUCAUGUGCCAGUGUCCGCGUUGUCAGGAUCCCACGGUGAGUUGGCCAAGCGAACUCGAUGUCUCUGUGUUUGUCUCUCUCUCUCUUUCUCUCCCUUUCUUUCUAUCUAGCUCGCGUGCUCUCUCUCUCUCUCUCUCUCUCUCUCUCUCUGCGUAUAUCUGUGUGCUUUUGCUCUAUGUGCUCUAC
Molecule: messenger RNA, 1082 nt
Organism: Drosophila navojoa
Lineage: Eukaryota; Metazoa; Arthropoda; Insecta; Diptera; Drosophilidae
Gene: SmydA-8
Product: SET and MYND domain containing, arthropod-specific, member 8
Molecular function (GO): protein binding
Source: RefSeq, a predicted model, not a curated record